UGCUAAUUUUUUAUUACUGUUGCAUUUAUCUAAUAAAUCAAAUACCGUUAUAUUUAAAUAAUAUAAAAAGAACAAUGACCAAGCUUUUAGAAUGGAUAUCGGUGACUUCAGCAGUGUUGGCUGUGUGGUGCUCCCUCGUUGGUGGUUAUGUGAAACACAAAUUCAUUGAUGAAAAUAUGAAUUUUAUUUUAGUAUCACCAAUAAUAUUUGUUAUUUUAUUUGGCCUAUAUGCUGUUACUGUUGUAUUGUAUAGAACAUUUACUUUUAAUAACUGUGAGGAAGCAGCUAUUCAGUUGAAGGCAGAAAUUCUCGAGGCAAAGAAAGAUUUACAUGAUAAAGGCUUGAGAUGGUAAACUAACAAUUCCAAUUGAUAUUAAGAAAUUCCAUUGAGUAUUUAUUUUGUUUGAAAAAUAAAAUAUUUAUAUUUUUUUAAAUUUGGAAGUUUAUUUUUAAAUAUUGCAUCAUAAAACUAUUCAAUAUUUUCAUUUAGGUAAUUAUAAAUGUUUUGUCAUAAAAACUUUUGUUUUUAAAGAUUUAUCAGCAUGCAAAGAUGUGAAUAUAUAUACCUAAGUAUUUUGUAAAGCUGCUAAUUCAGAAUUUUUUAAUAAAUAAUAUUAAAUAUCAGGAUAUCUGCAUAUUAUACAAUACAUAUUGUUUUAUAAAACAUUAAAAAUUAUAAAGUGCUUUUUAUUACAUAGUUAAAGAUUUGAUUAUAAGGGCAUAAUGUAAAUAAUUCAUUUAUAUAGAUUAAAAAAGUUAAAAUGUUGCCAGUAGAAAUGUAUACUUACCAAACAAAAUAUUUAUGAUGGGUAUAAUUAUUAAUAAAACAACUAAAUUUUGGACUAAGAUUUAUUUGAGCUAAAUAUUUAUUUGCAUGUAUUUACAAUUGUAAUAAUUUAAAAAAUAUGUAUAUUUUCACACCAUUUAUUCAAGAUCAAAAUGAAUACAAAUGAUACUUAGAAUUAGGUAAGGUACAUUAUGGUUUAUUAUUAAAUUAAUUGGAGACAUUAUUAUAAGCUAUGAGCGUGAAAAUUUAACAGAAUAAUGACAUUGUGUAAGGUUUUGAAAUGAACAAUGCCACUAUGCAAACAUUAUUAUUGUUUUUAUAUUAUAAUUUCUGCUCAAUAAUGACACUAUUUAUGAUGCACAUAUUAAUAAAAAAUCAUUGAUAUUCCAUUAAUUUAUGUCAUAGUUUGCUUUGUUUGGGUUUAGUCG
Vanessa tameamea is the source of this 1215-nucleotide messenger RNA. It is a transcript of the gene Dpm3, whose product is annotated as Dolichyl-phosphate mannosyltransferase subunit 3. Gene Ontology annotation, cellular component: endoplasmic reticulum membrane; dolichol-phosphate-mannose synthase complex. The transcript has 3 exons. The record is from RefSeq and is a predicted model, not a curated record. Gene Ontology annotation, biological process: GPI anchor biosynthetic process. NCBI's taxonomy places the organism in Eukaryota, Metazoa, Arthropoda, Insecta, Lepidoptera, Nymphalidae. Bases 75 to 353 code for a protein of 92 amino acids.